GAGUGGUAACGCUAGUAGUGGCUAGCCCAGCCAGCUCCUGUCUGAGGGGGACUAGAUUGUGGAAACUUAACGUUAUCGUGGGAAAUAUAAUAAUUACUGUGAAAAUCGUUUGUUUUAAAACGUGUGACUAGCAACCCUAUGCGUACGUUUUAGUUUUUCAACUGAAUAAGAUGUCAACUCCAGCAAGACGACGUUUAAUGAGAGAUUUUAAGCGGCUUCAAGAGGACCCUCCUGCAGGAGUUAGUGGAGCCCCGUCGGAAAACAAUAUCAUGGUAUGGAAUGCCGUAAUUUUUGGCCCAGAGGGAACACCUUUUGAAGAUGGAACUUUCAAACUCACAAUAGAAUUCACAGAGGAAUACCCUAAUAAGCCUCCAACUGUGCGUUUUGUCUCCAAAAUGUUUCAUCCAAACGUCUAUGCAGAUGGUAGUAUAUGCUUGGACAUUCUUCAGAACCGCUGGAGUCCGACUUAUGAUGUUUCUUCAAUUCUAACUUCAAUACAGUCUUUACUGGAUGAGCCGAAUCCCAACAGCCCAGCCAACAGCCAGGCGGCUCAGCUGUACCAGGAGAACAAGCGGGAGUACGAGAAGAGGGUGUCUGCCAUCGUGGAACAGAGUUGGCGCGAUUGUUGACCCCCUCACCGUUCAAAGUAUGAACAAUAUUCAGCCUCAAGUCAAAAGAGAACAGAAGAAAAAUAUCUCAAAGGAAAUGAAAUACACAUGGUUUGAAUCUUUCUCUGCAGUAUGGUUGUCUGUUGUGGUUUCCCUUCAUGCGUAAUGCUCCUCCUGGACAAGAGCACAUCAAAGUAAAUGUACCUUGUUAUAUCUGGGUUACUUACAAUGUAAUUUACCCCCAUAUUUUUUUAUCCUGGAACAAAAAGGUACUUUGGGGGGUCAGGAGUUAUUCUUGUCAUUUUAGUGUUUUAAGUCUUUGGCUUGUAGUGUGAUUUUGCUGUAUUGAUUCAGAUAAUUGUGUAUAUUCAGAAGUUUGAGGGUUUUUGCUGUGGUUCGACUGUUUUGUUUCUAGCUUUCACACGUUUGCCUUUUUGGAGCUGCAGUAUGAUAGUAAUCCAACUAAGAAACAAUGUGAUGAACACCUGUCAUGGACUUUUCUCCAACCAAUGUCAAUUUCAAAACCUUACCUUUUUACAUACACAAACCAUGUUCUUGUUAGGGCUUUGUUUUAUGAAUUGAAUGGCUCUUUGAAUGAUAUCUCCAACAGGACUCAAGUGUUUCGGUAAGGGACAUACUUGGUGCACUUUUAAAUGCAAGUCCUGUAACGCUAGUGCAAAAGCAUAUUUAUGAAGAUGAUUGACAAAUUGCCUGCUCUGAGAAUUUGUGGUAAACUUUUUCUCAUGCACAGAACUCAAUGUAUCAAGGCAAAGGUUGUCUGUACUUAAUGCUCAAAUCUUAUGGUUUAGAUGCCCAAUUACUUGAGUUCCAUUUAUUUGUAUCAUUACGUAAUUACAAAUACCACAUGGGAAUGUUGCAGUGUCCUUAACACCAUUCAAU
This is a messenger RNA of Salmo salar (Atlantic salmon), 1508 nucleotides long. RefSeq names its product ubiquitin-conjugating enzyme E2A (RAD6 homolog) (gene ube2a). NCBI's taxonomy places the organism in Eukaryota, Metazoa, Chordata, Actinopteri, Salmoniformes, Salmonidae. The record is from RefSeq and is marked provisional.